GUGCCGACUGUCGGUCGCGGAAGAGGCAAAUUCCUGUCCAAUUUGCCGCCACCCGUCGGACGCACACAAUCGCCGCCGCGAACCGAGUCGUCCUCCAGUUCGUCGUCGGGACAGCCGUCGCCUUCAGGUCCGGUCGGGUCUCCACCCGAAGGAGGAAUCGCUAGUCUGACCAUCGAUGACGACGAACCCGUCCGUAUGGCUCCGCAAGAGCCCGACUCUAUCGCCAACAAACAGCGCGGAACUGAUGGCAAUCCCAUUAAUUUGAUUCUCAAUUACAUCAAACUCAAGAAAGAGAGUCAAAGCAUUGGGAUCUUUGAAUAUCACAUCUAUUUCAAGCCUCAAAUCGAUUCGCGACAGUUGAGGGCAAAGAUCUUAAAGCAGACAGAAGUGGCCGAAAAGAUCGGACCCGUCUAUCAGUUCACGGGAAUGAAUCUCUUUCUCAAUCACAAAGUGGAGGACCAGACCAUUGACACGACGACACCGAUCGACGGGUCGGCCAUCAAAGUGGAGCUGCAGUUUGUGAAGAUACCGCCCGCCAAUGAAUUGAUGCCAUUUUACAACACAAUCAUACGAAAGAUAUUUCGUGCCUUAAAACUGGUGCAAAUUCAGCGCCACUAUUACGACCCGUUGGCCAAAAUAGAGGUCCCGCAGCAUAAGCUGGAGAUAUGGCCGGGUUGGGCGCAGGCCGUCCAAGAACUCGAUGACGGACUGCUGCUGGUCUGCGACGCUUCCCAUCGAUUGCUUCGCACGUCGACCGCCAGAGAUGUGCUGCAAGACCUGUUCAGAACUCCCGAUGGAAAGCAGCGCUUCAAAGAGUACGCCCAGAAACGACUGGUCGGCUGUAUUGUGUUGACCCGUUAUAACAACAAACCCUAUCGCGUGGAUGACAUCGACUUCUCGCAGAACCCAAUGUCCACUUUUGAUUGGAACGGAACUCCAGUCACUUAUGUUGAGUACUUCAAGAAGUCAUGGCAGGUGGACAUCAAAGACCUGAAGCAGCCAUUGCUGGUCCACAGACCCAAACCUCGCAGAGGAGAAGAGGCGUCAGAUAUGCAGAUGAUAUGUCUCAUCCCAGAGAUCUGUUAUAUGACAGGUUUGACAGAUGAUAUCCGUGCGGACAAUCGAGUGAUGCGAGACAUCGCAUCUCAUACACGGAUCAAACCAACCAUAAGAAUGGCUAAACUCCAAGAGUUUAUUGAUAACGUCCGCAACAAUCCAAAUGCCCGGAAGUUCUUAACCGAUUGGGGUUUGGAUAUGGACGACAAGCCAUACCACACACAGGGCCGCACUAUGAUGGCCGACAAGAUCGUGUUGGGCAACGGCCAUACGGUGCCCGUCGGACCCAAGGCUGACUGGGCCCGCGAUGCCACUAAUAACGCUCUCUUCCACACAAUCAAUAUCAACAAAUGGGUGAUUGUGUUCACACAGAGAGACGCGGCCAAAGUGGACGAAUUUGUGAAGACAUUGAAGGCCGUCACCCGAAUGAUGGGCUUUACGUUCGGCGAUCCCGACAAACUGGUGGCCAACAAUGAUAUGCCCGCGAGUUAUAUCAAUGCCAUCAAAGGCGCCAACGUAUCACAGGCUCAGAUCAUUGUCUGUAUGACUCCCGGCUCCUCUCAACGCGAAGACCGAUACAACGCAAUCAAACGAUUGUGUUAUUGUGAGCUCGGAAUGCCUAACCAAGUGGUCAGAGCCAACACACUGUCCGACGCGAAGAUGCGCUCUGUUUGCCAAAAGAUCGCAAUUCAGAUGUCGUGCAAAGUCGGUGGUCAGCCGUGGGCUCUACCGAUUCCCUUCAAGUCGUGUAUGAUUGUAGGCAUUGAUGUCUAUCACGACCCGACACAGAAGGGAAAGUCGGUCGUCGGAAUGGUUGCGUCCGUCAAUCAGGCGGUCAGCCAAUGGUAUUCGCGCGUAUUCUUCCAGAACGCGCACACAGAGAUCGUCAAUACCAUUGAGUCGGGAAUCGUUGCGUGCCUUAAGAAGUUCUAUGAGGUGAACAACAGUCUCCCGCAGCGAAUCUUCGUCUACAGGGACGGUGUCAGUGACGGACAGUUACACACCGUCUAUAACUUUGAAGUCCAGCAACUGAUGAAUUCAGUGCUCGACUUUGGCAAAGCGUUCAACAAUUACGAGCCACAGGUGUCGUACGUUGUCGUCCAGAAGCGCAUUAACGCCAAACUGAUGAUGAAGAGGGGCUCAGAGCUG
This is a messenger RNA of Medioppia subpectinata, 2205 nucleotides long. The record is from the annotation of a GenBank genome assembly. NCBI's taxonomy places the organism in Eukaryota, Metazoa, Arthropoda, Arachnida, Sarcoptiformes, Oppiidae.